Chenopodium quinoa (quinoa) is the source of this 1286-nucleotide messenger RNA. Its product is annotated as RHOMBOID-like protein 5. Gene Ontology annotation, molecular function: serine-type endopeptidase activity. The transcript has 5 exons. Gene Ontology annotation, biological process: proteolysis. NCBI's taxonomy places the organism in Eukaryota, Viridiplantae, Streptophyta, Magnoliopsida, Caryophyllales, Amaranthaceae. The record is from RefSeq and is a predicted model, not a curated record. Gene Ontology annotation, cellular component: membrane. Bases 351 to 1286 code for a protein of 311 amino acids.
CAUUUGGUCAAAAGAGUUUUUUUUCCUUACCUUAAAAAACCACAAGUACAAGAUUACAACAUUGAUGAAGCUAAAUAAUCAAAUAAAUCAAAACGCCAAAAAAAAAAAAAAGACGGUUGUUUUUCCUCUUUUGGUAAAGGUUACAUUUGUAAAAAUUUUAAAACUUAAUUGAUAACAUAAUUCAUUAACUUGUAACAUUUAGGUGUAAAACACCCAAUUUUCUCUCAAUUAUCUUGUACAUGCACAAAAAAAUCUAACCUUGUGUUACAACCUUCCAACAAUCAAAUCCUAUCUCCUCCUAAUUUUCCUCCAUCGUUAAUCUCCUUCUCUCCUACCUCCUCCUGCCAACAAUGGGGAAGAGGGACCUUGAGACCGGCAUAGGCGGUACAUUCUACCACUACACACCACCACCGCCAACCAUCCACCCGCCGCCUAGGGAACCAUAUCUUUCAUGGCUAGUUCCUCUCAUCUUCAUAAUCGACGUAGCUUUAUUCGCCUUAACAAUGUACGAAAACAAUUGCCCUGAGACCCUUGUUGAUGACCCUGAUCACCAAUGCAUUUUUCAAGAAAAAUUGGGCAGAUUCUCCUUUGAGCCUCUUAACCGAAACCCUCUCCUUGGCCCUACUACCUCUACGCUGCAAAAAAUGGGAGGCCUUCGGUUAGAGCUAGUAUUACAAAAUGGUGAAUGGUGGAGAUUAUUUUCUUGCUUAUGGCUUCAUGCUGGAGCUGUACAUUUGAUAGCCAAUAUGAUCAGCCUUCUUUUCAUGGGCAUUCGUGUUGAAGAAGAAUUUGGAUUUUGGAGAGUAGGACCACUGUUCGUGCUAUCUGGAUUAGGAGGAAGUUUGAUGUCUUGCCUGAAUGCCCUCCGCCACCAAAAAAUCGGGGUGGUUUCAGUUGGUGCCUCAGGCGCGCUUUUUGGACUUCUUGGUGCCAUGCUUUCGGAGCUCAUAACUAAUUGGACUAUUUACGCCAACAAGUGUUCAGCAAUUUCAUCACUUAUGGUGGUGAUAGCCUUGAACUUGGCUGUAGGAUUGAUCCCAGGGGUGGACAGUUCAGCACAUAUAGGAGGUUUCAUUUCGGGGUUUUUGCUGGGUUUUGUUCUUCUAAUGCGGCCUCAAUUCGGUCAUGUUAACAGCAAAUACCUUCCUCCUGGCUACAAACAGAAAUCCAGGCACAAGUGUUACCAGUAUUUCUUCCUCGUACUCGCUCUCAUCGCCUUGAUUAUUCUGUAUGUGUGUGGAUUUACAGAGCUUUUUAAAUCGAUCGAGAGAGAAAAAUCAGAAUAG